Carlito syrichta (Philippine tarsier) is the source of this 702-nucleotide messenger RNA. RefSeq names its product TYRO3 protein tyrosine kinase (gene TYRO3). Gene Ontology annotation, cellular component: neuronal cell body; plasma membrane; axon. Gene Ontology annotation, biological process: homophilic cell-cell adhesion; synapse organization. Bases 19 to 675 code for a protein of 218 amino acids. NCBI's taxonomy places the organism in Eukaryota, Metazoa, Chordata, Mammalia, Primates, Tarsiidae. The transcript has 5 exons. The record is from RefSeq and is a predicted model, not a curated record. Gene Ontology annotation, molecular function: protein binding; axon guidance receptor activity.
CCCUCAGGCCUGAAGCUCAUGGGAGCCCCAGUGAAGCUGACAGUGUCGCAGGGGCAGCCGGUGAAGCUCAACUGCAGCGUGGAGGGGAUGGAGGAGCCUGAGAUCCAGUGGGUGAAGGAUGGGGCUGUGGUCCAGAAUGUGGACCAGCUGUACAUCCCAGUCAGCGAGCAGCACUGGAUCGGCUUCCUCAGCUUGAAGUCAGUGGAGCGCUCUGAUGCGGGUCGGUACUGGUGCCAGGUGGAGGAUGGGGGAGAAACCGAGAUCUCCCAGCCAGUUUGGCUCACCGUAGAAGGUGUGCCAUUUUUCACAGUGGAGCCAAAAGAUCUGGCAGUGCCACCCAAUGCUCCUUUCCAACUGUCUUGCGAGGCCGUGGGUCCCCCUGAACCUGUUACCAUUAUCUGGUGGAAAGGAAGCACGAAGGUUGGGGGACCUACUCCCUCUCCCUCUGUUUUAAAUGUAACAGGGGUGACCCAGAGCACCGUGUAUUCCUGUGAAGCUCACAACCUAAAAGGCCUGGCCUCUUCACGCCCAGCCACUGUUCACCUUCAAGCACUGCCUGCAGCCCCCUUCAACAUCACCGUUUCGAAGCUCUCCAGCAGCAAUGCUAGCGUGACCUGGAUGCCGGGUGCUGACGGCCGAGCCCUGCUCCAAUCCUGUACAGUUCAGGUAGGCUAAGAUGGGCUGGGCAUGCUUUCCUGGCUG